Messenger RNA from Ectocarpus siliculosus, 1251 nucleotides. The record is from the annotation of a GenBank genome assembly. Lineage: Eukaryota; Phaeophyceae; Ectocarpales; Ectocarpaceae.
AUGGGGAACGAUAGUGGGGACCUGUCGGUCCAGGAGAGGGAGGCCAAUGUGUCUGCCCAGCUGGAGGAACUGGAAGCCCUUGAAGCGAUAUAUGGGGAAGGUUAUGAGGCCGUGAGAGGUUCCGCCGCAUCGCCGCAGCUUCGCAUCCGGGUGUCCGAGAUCCCGCUCGUUAGCCUCCACUUGCGCUUACCUGUGGGGUACCCGUCCCGCGACUUUCCCGAAUUGGAGAUCAAAGCGCCGGGGCUCGGGCAGGCGGCACGCAGGAAAAUCCGCGAAGACUACACCAGCGGUUCUCCCGCAGCAGACGGCGGCGACAACAACGACGGCGACGAGCAAACCGUUUCGUCGCUCACCGCCACAGCGGGCAAAUUUGACGAGGACGAGGAGGGAGGGGAAGAACCACUGGAAGCGGAACUCCCGGCGGAAGAGUACGUGGAGAUAUUCCACGGCCAGGCUUUCACGGAUCGAAAGAGCACGUUCCAGGCACACCUCGCAAGGGUGUCCUCCGAGUCUCAGGUGACGUGGGUGAGGCGUCGACUGAUGGAAAACGGUAAGGUUGCCCGCGCGACCCACAACGUGGCCGCCUGGAGAGUAUGGGACGAGGCCAGGGGGGUUCAACUGCAUGACAACGACGACGAUGGUGAGAGUGCCGCGGGCAGCCGACUGGCGCACAUGCUGGCCAUCACUGGGGCUCAGAACGUCGUGGUGGUUGUGUCACGGUGGUACGGGGGCAUACACCUCGGACCCGACCGUUUCAAGCACAUCAACAACGCGGCGAGGGAACUGCUCGUGUACUGUGGCGCCACCAAAGCAGACGCGGAAGUAGGGGGAGGCGGGGCAGGUGGGAAGACAAGGGUUCGACGGAAACGAGGCUCGGGAGGCGGUGGAUCAUAGAUGCAAAAGUUGCGGCAGUACAUUUGACAAGGGGGCGUUGGCGGUGCGUAGAUGUGGCGGAACAGGUCAGCAGGUCCGUCCAGCACAACCUGGCGUCUCUCGAGGGUAGUUCGACGCUUCUUUCGGAGUUUAAGGGGAAAGAUCAUCAAACAGGAGACUCCCCUUUUGACAAGCUGCGAAAAAGCAACACAGAGCAACAAGAGAGCACUAUCAGGUUGCAAGUGCGUUUGUCCACUACUGUUCGGGCUUGAACAUGUGCCCAUCCGUUGACAUUCGGGCACGCGAUUUCCUGCCUAGGUUGCGGAGAAGCAAACGAGAUCCGCACAUACGUAACAAGGCGCGUGUUCCGUAAUCUUG